Messenger RNA from Branchiostoma floridae (Florida lancelet), 339 nucleotides. RefSeq names its product cartilage oligomeric matrix protein-like. Gene Ontology annotation, molecular function: calcium ion binding. The coding region runs from base 1 to 339 and encodes 112 amino acids. The record is from RefSeq and is a predicted model, not a curated record. Gene Ontology annotation, biological process: cell adhesion. The transcript is spliced from 2 exons. NCBI's taxonomy places the organism in Eukaryota, Metazoa, Chordata, Leptocardii, Amphioxiformes, Branchiostomatidae.
AUGAUAUCUGUUCAGCAUCUAAAACAUCCUCUGUACGUUUACAAACAGGAUAAUUGCCCAUUGGUUGCCAACUUCUACCAGACAGACGUUGACGGUGAUGGGGUGGGUGAUGUCUGUGACAACUGCCCCACGGACAUCAACACAGACCAGAAAGACACCGACGGGGACGGGUGGGGGGACGCGUGUGAUCAGGACAGCGAUGGCGACGCACUCAUCGACAGCCAGGACAACUGCCCAUUCCAGCUCAAUGCCGACCAGACUGAUUCUGACGGAGAUGGUAUUGGAGACGUUUGCGACAACUGUCCCAAUGUACCAAACGCGGAUCAGGUAAUGGUUUAG